This is a messenger RNA of Balaenoptera acutorostrata (minke whale), 582 nucleotides long. RefSeq names its product interferon epsilon (gene IFNE). Gene Ontology annotation, biological process: adaptive immune response; defense response; natural killer cell activation involved in immune response. The transcript has a single exon. The coding region runs from base 1 to 582 and encodes 193 amino acids. Gene Ontology annotation, molecular function: type I interferon receptor binding; cytokine activity. The record is from RefSeq and is a predicted model, not a curated record. Lineage: Eukaryota; Metazoa; Chordata; Mammalia; Artiodactyla; Balaenopteridae. Gene Ontology annotation, cellular component: extracellular region.
AUGAUUAACAAACCUUUCUUUGAAAUUGUGUUGGUGCUGUUGGCUUCUUCCUCUGUCUGCUCCCGAGAGCUGAAACUGGUUCUUUUCCAACAAAAGAGAGUGAACAGAGAGAGUCUAAAACUCUUGAAUAAAUUGCAGACCUCUUCAAUUCAGCAGUGUCUACCACACAGGAAAAACUUCCUGCUUCCCCAGAAGUCUAUGAAUCCUCACCAGUACCAGAAAGGACAAGCACUGGCCAUUCUUCAUGAGAUGCUUCAGCAGAUCUUCAACCUCUUCAGGGCAAUUAUUUCUCUGAAUGGUUGGGAGGAAACCCACAUGGAGAAGUUCCUCAUUGAACUUCAUCAACAGCUGAAAUACCUAGAAGCACUCAUGAGACUGCAGGCAGAGCAGAAAAGAGACACCUUGGGCAGUGAGAACCUUAGAUUACAGGUUAAAAUAUAUUUCCAAAGGAUACGUGAUUACCUGGAAAACCAGGACUAUAGCACCUGUGCCUGGACCAUUGUCCAAGUAGAAAUCAACCGGUGUCUGUUCUUUGUGUUCCGACUCACAGGAAAGCUGAGCAAACAAGGAAUGGAAACUUGA